CACAGAGAGGCCCGGCAUGGCGCCCGACACCAACUCGCCGGUAGUCGAGCACGAGUCGGUCCAAGUGGUGGCACGCAGCCGACUGGGCGAGCAUGGCAUAAUCAUCUGCGGGGAGGUGGACGCCAUAGACCCGUCUGUCCUGUAUACUUCCGACCACUCGCAGCAGCGCUCUAUGGCCAAGUACGUCGAGCUCAAGACCACAGCCGUGGUCAGACACGAGCGCCAGCUUGAGAACAUGCGCAGGUACAAGCUGUGGAAGUGGUGGUCCCAGUCGUACAUCAUGGGAAUGAAGCGAGUGAUCUGCGGUUGUCGCGACAAGGAAGGCUUCGUUCGGAGUCUCAUGCAGUUCGACGUGGACACAAUGCACGAGCAGUGCGAGCGGGAACACCUUUGGUUCCGCGCUGAAGGGCUCAACUUUUGCGACAACUUUCUCUCAUUUGUCAAAUCAAACCUGAGGCAUGAUGACCCCAAGGUGGUUUACCUGUUCACAUACGAGCCCGCCUGGGAACGAGUGACCUGCAAACGCCUCGAUGCUCCCGGAGAGUACGAAGUCCUGCCAGAGUGGUUCCUGAAGGAGUUUUGAAGAGAUAGCGGGGAGCAUGACUUCACGUUUAUGACUGUUGACAUUAAGCGUACCAGGGACUUGGGGAAAAUCCCAGCAUCGUAUUAAUCCAUAGGAAAGGAGACGCUGAAGAAUUGGCAAAUUUUAGGUCCAUUGGUUUCAGUAUUGCACAAAACAUCUGACAUAAUUUCAGAUAUAAUGAGGACAGCGCUCGGCUUCAUCCCAGAGGACAGGCUGACUUUGGAAAGGACUACAUUCAUGUCAUGGAUCACGUAAUUGGGUAAUGUGUGGAGCUUAACCAACAUCUAUGUAUGGUUCUACAUGGAUUACGAAAAUGCUUUCGGUUGAGUAGAAUUACCAGCAGUCCUCGAGACAUUGCGUAGUCAAGGAGUAACGGAAGCAUACGUGAAUAUCGUGGCCAAUAUCUAAAAAGACUCCACAGCU
Dermacentor silvarum is the source of this 1006-nucleotide messenger RNA. RefSeq names its product decapping and exoribonuclease protein. Gene Ontology annotation, biological process: nuclear-transcribed mRNA catabolic process; NAD-cap decapping. The transcript has 4 exons. The coding region runs from base 17 to 583 and encodes 188 amino acids. The record is from RefSeq and is a predicted model, not a curated record. NCBI's taxonomy places the organism in Eukaryota, Metazoa, Arthropoda, Arachnida, Ixodida, Ixodidae. Gene Ontology annotation, molecular function: mRNA 5'-diphosphatase activity. Gene Ontology annotation, cellular component: nucleus; cytosol.